CCAGCAGCCGAAAUGAGCUCCACGGCCAGGCCGGGGCCUGUCUUGCUCGGGCUUCGGGACGCAGCCAUCGAGACGGGAAGCCACUGUUCCUGGGAGACCAGCAAAGCGGGAGGGAGGCCGGACUGUGUCCCUGGCAUUACCAUGCAGUAUCCUCACUGUCCGUGUUGCAGUGAUCGUCUUAUUCACAUUGUUCAGGUGUACUGCCCCCUGGAAGGCUCGGCCUACCAUCGCACCAUCAAUGUCUUGGCUUGUUUCCGGCCGGAGUGCUGGGGGCGAUCGGACAGCUGGAAGGUGCUGCGCUCCCAAUGCCUGGAGACACCACACAAUCCGGAAGUGACCACGAAGACUGCUCCUGUACCUGUGACAGUGAAGGCCUGGUGUCUUGAUGCUGAUGACUGGGGCAUGGACGAUACCUUGGGGUCCAACACCAAGGACUUAGUGCAGACCCCAGACCCUGUCUCUGAGCAAGGGGUCAGGGAGCAGACGACCCGGUUGGAAGCCCUCUGUCUGCUGGAGGAACCUGAGGGCCAGGGGUUGGUCUCUGAAAGCCCAGUGCCACAAUUCCAGCCAUUCUACAUCAGUGUGGUGGAGGAGGAAGAUUCCCAAUCACAAAGCAGCUUCAGCCAUGAGCAGGAGCUACUGCUGGAAUACCAGAGGAGGGAAGGUGUCUGUGUGGAGCAGCUGCCUGUCUCAAGCUGUGAAGGGCCUCCAGAAACAUAUGAGAAAUGUAAAGUUCAACAUGGGGACACAACGUUCGCCAAAUUCAUGAAACGCAUUUCUAGCUGCCCUCAACAGAUUUUACGGUAUUGCUGGAAUGGUAGCCCACUACUGCUGUCCUCACCCCCACUGGGGCUUGAGUCAGCCACUGCUGCGUGUGAGCUCUGUGCCAGUCCCAGGGUGUUUGAGUUCCAGCUGAUGCCCGCUCUGGUUAACAUGCUGAAAAGUUCCAGCAGCCAAGAGUGGACUGUGGAGUUUGGGACAGUGCUGAUCUACACGUGUCGGAGGAGCUGCUGGACUCCCACUAGCCACACACCAGUGGAGGAACAUGCUUUUGUGCAGGCAGAUCCAGACCAGCAUUUCUUUAAUAGGCAUUGAUCACUAGUGAUCUUGUUCAAAAUAAAACCAGAGUCUGAUCUGAAAAACCUGCCGUCCUGCUCUUGGAAUGAAGUUGUGACAGGCCUUGGCUGCAAUUCGACAUAUGGACACCAGGUGGCUAUGCAGUCCCCACCAUAAGGGAGACUUGUAUUUCCGUAACACCUUGCAUGAUUGCAAAGAUUUCAAAACAUUUACAGCCAAUGAAACAACUAGCUUCAGUAACAACACAACUGAUCCACAUGCCCUAGUUCCCACAAACAGUGUGAUGACCUGCAUUCAGAGUCGUCCAGCACAGAAACAGACCCUUUGGGCCAACUUGUUUGUGCCAACCAGAUAUCCUAAACUGAUCUCAUCCUGUUUGCCAGCAAGUCCUAUUCAUGUACCCAUCCAGCUGCCUUUGAAAUGUUGUAAUUGUACCAGACUCCUCCACUUCCUCUGGUAGAUUGUUCAAUACACCCACCAUCCUGUCUGAAAAAAAAGUUGUCCCCUUAAACUUAUGCCCUCCUACACUUGAGAAAAGACCCCAACUAUUCGCCCUAUCCAUGCCCCUCAUGACUUUAUAAACCUCUAAUAAGGUCACCCUUCAGCCUCCAACACUCCAGGGGAAAGUAGCCCCAACCUAAUCAGCUGCUCCCUAUAGCUCAAUCCCUCCAACCCUAGCAAUAGCCUUGUAAAUCUUUUCUGAACCCUUUCAAGUUUCACACCAUCCUUCCCAUUGCAGGGAGACCAGAAUGCAGUAUUCCUAAAGUGGCCUAACCAAAGUCCUGUACAUCUGCAACAUGACCUCCCAUCUCCUAUACUCAAAACACCCUCUUUCCCCACCUUGUCUACCUGCAACUCCACUUUAAGUUACAUUUAAGUGCCAUUAAUUGAGACUUAAAUAUUGGUAGAAGACAGUGGGGAGAGCUCCUGGCUAUAAUCCAAAACUACAUCAUGCGAUCUUUUACAUUUUUAGGUGGGGGUGGGGUAUGAAGUUUGUUUAAUGUCUCAGCUGAAGAUAGACCCUCAGACAGUACGGCACUCCUUCAGCACUUAAGGGUGUAAAGGCGGCAUUUGACCAAGUGUGGCAUCAAGAAACCUGAGUAAAACUGGAAGCAGUGAGAAUUGGAGGAAAGUUUUCUGCUGGUUGGAGUCAUAACCUGGCACAUAGGAAGAUGGUUGAGGUUAGUGCAGGUCAGUCAUCUCAGCUCCAGGACAUCUCUGCGAGUGUUCCUCAGGGGAGUGUCUUUGGCCCAACCAUCUUCCGCUGCUUCAUCCAUGACCUUCCCUUCACCAUUAUUAAACAGUGGUACAGUUCUUAUUUUUCAUUAUAGUUUAAAUAUUUGGCCAUGUUUUUAAGAAUGUGUUUUGUUUUAUAAUAAA
This is a messenger RNA of Stegostoma tigrinum, 2457 nucleotides long. RefSeq names its product programmed cell death 2-like (gene pdcd2l). Gene Ontology annotation, cellular component: cytoplasm. The transcript has 7 exons. The record is from RefSeq and is a predicted model, not a curated record. The coding region runs from base 13 to 1095 and encodes 360 amino acids. Lineage: Eukaryota; Metazoa; Chordata; Chondrichthyes; Orectolobiformes; Stegostomatidae.